AUGACUUUUCGCGGAAAUUGGCGACCUCGGGGCUAUCCGAGCAACCGAAGGGGGUCGAACAACUUCAGAAGUAAUAACCAGCCGGAAACCCCCUGUCUGUAUUUCCAGCGUGGCAGGUGUCACUAUGGUGAACGUUGCAGAUUCUUGCACGAAGUGACCCGGGCUACCGAUGCCAGACCUAAUCCAAAGGGUUUACAGCCUACAGCCGACGACCUAGACGCUCGAAACCAAUACUUCGAUUGGAAGAGGCGUCUUAGAAAUGGGAUUUCUGGGCCCGGGUAUUCUCGAAGAGAGCAUGAAGAGAUCUUUCAAUUCUGGAACGGUGCUCUCGACAUUCUUGAAAGCGACAACAGAGAGAAUCACCAGUUCCUCGUCAAAGACCUCGUCGAUGACAACUUUCAUGGACAUGAGCUUAUCAUUGCAACUGCAGACUCAGAUCACCCAGAGGGUCUUCAAUCUGUCUCAGCUUACGAUGAGCCGUUUCUCAAAGUAAUCACCCAUCCUUCUCUUUUGAACUGCCUUUCUGUCGAUUCAUUUGUUGGCACUCUAUACACAUCUUUCGGUGGCACAAAUGGAGAUCGAGCAGUCGCAUUUUUGAGAAGCGUCUGUCGGAAGCUGAUAAACAGAUGGGAGGAUACCGGAGACGAUGUUCCCAUACUUCCGGACAUAAUGAAGUUGCUUUUGAAUGCCCUCUAUCAGCUUUUGUCAAGAGUCCAACGGGCUCGAUUCCACGAUGACCUUCCGGCACUACUCGAGCUCACCCGUCAACUGGUCCAAAAACUGACAGGAACAUGCUCCAAGGCCGAUCUUGACGGAUUUGAAAGCAGAAUAGAAGUCAUGCAGAGCCUGAUCACCAGCGCAAACCGAAGUCUUGCCCCGCUCAGAGGGCCUGAAGCAAAUCCCCAGAAGGCUGGGCAAGUCCAAUCAUCCUUCCCAAUGGAUAUACAAAUCCCUGGCGGUAGACACGACAAUGACCUCGCAGAAAUAUCUCAAAUUCAGAUUCUUCCAACUCACGGGGAGAUUGUGAGCGGAAACUCGGAAUAUUUACCGUCUACCAACUUUCUUCAGCCGCACUUUCUCGCUGACCCUCUUCAGAGAUACAUUGACUCUAUGUUCCGGCUUCUGCGUCAUGACAUCUUCGGCUCAGCCAAGGAUGCCCUUCAAGAUCUGCUCCAACAGGAUGACCUGGCGCGUAAUCCUUAUAUCUCAGGCAAAAAUAGCGGAACACGUCUUUAUCUGGGAGCGAAAAUCCCGCAUAUCUUUAUCAAUGCGAAGAAUGAGCUUGAAGCAAAUGUUUCUUUCUCUCCUCCUCCGCAACUCCGCAAAAAGUCCUCCAGCGAGCAAUGCAGAUGGUGGCAAGACUCCAGUCAACUAGAGGAAGGAAGUCUGGUGUGCUUCUUAACCUCGCAAGGAACUCAAAAAAGGCUUAUCUUCUUCGACGUCACUGUCAAGAAUGCAUCCAAGGACCGAGCGGACCAGAAGAAAAGUAGCCUUGUUUCUGACAGACUUUCACCUAGCAUUACGGUCAAACUUGCUGCAUGCCUAGAGCAAAGCUUGGUGUUCCUGGGCGAGCUUUACAGCGAGAAGCUCACCGGUAUACUUGUCGACUUCCACGGGUUGAUCCCUGCCACAUUUACCCCCAUCCUGAGAAACCUUCAACGAGUUCAACGCGAGGGGGAAUUGACAUUCCGGAAAUGGGUUUUGCCAGGCCGUCAAGACGAUGGGGACGGCAACAACAUACCCCCGCCAGCAUACGCUCGCAAGCCGGGAUUUGUUUUUCCCCUGACUUCGAUCACAAAAGUUGGAGCUGAUAAGGUCGGAUUGGACCCAAAUACUCCCAAAACCAUUGACAUCUUGAAACUACAAACUCAAACUGGUCUCGACCAUGGCCAAUGCCAGGGGCUUAUAGCUGCUCUUACACGAGAGUAUGCCCUCAUACAAGGCCCACCGGGAACUGGAAAGUCUUAUGUGGGUGUCAAACUCGUUCAAGCUCUCCUCGACAUCAAGUCUCAGACAAAGUUGGGGCCAAUUCUGGUUAUCUGCUAUACAAACCAUGCCUUGGAUCAAUUCUUGAAGCAUCUUCUUGAUGUUGGUAUCGAGAAAAUUAUGCGUAUUGGCGGCCGCAGUCAGGCCACUGAACUUGAAGGCAAGAACCUUCGCGUUGUCAGCAAAACCAUCGGGAAGACAAGGGUAGAGUCUCAGACCCUCGGCAAAAACUACGGAGAGCUUGAAGAGUGUAUGAAACAAGCUGGGUACUCAAUAAAGCCUCUACAUCAGUUCCAGAAAGGCCUGACUUGGGCCGCAUUGGAGCAUUUUUUGCGCCGCAAAUGGCCCAUUAUACAUAGGCAGCUGGAGCAGCCAGAUCUGGAGGGGUUCCAGACUGUCACCGACGAUGUACUACUCAGCUGGCUUGGGGUAAAAUCGCUGAAAAGUCAGACAGCCCAGGGUGAAAAUGAGGUUGACAAUUUGCGCUUUGAAGGCCUCACACGCAGUGCCGAGCAAAAUAUCCACAGUCUCUCGAUGCCGGAGCGCCGGAUCCUUGCGAUUAGCUGGUUCAAGCUAUGGCAGAAAAGUGAGACUGCUUCACUUUUUGAGGCCCUUGAUCGUGCUGCAAAACUUCGUGGAGAGAUAAAUGCAGUGCACGAAGAGAUCAACCGUCGAGCCCUGAUCCAGGCGGAUGUGGUGGGCAUCACAACCACGGGCCUUGCACGCAAUAUUGAGACACUACGCCGCAUAGGAACGAAAGUCAUCAUAUGUGAAGAGGCAGCUGAGGUGAUGGAACCUCAUGUCAUCUCAGCUCUCAUGCCGGGUGUUGAGCACUUCAUCCAAAUUGGUGAUCACCGACAGCUGCGACCACAGAUUCAAAAUCACUCACUCAGCCUUGAAACACCAAUUGGAAGGAAUUGGCAGCUAGACAGGAGCCAAUUUGAGAGACGUGCUGUCGGCGAGCCAGGUCUCAGGCCUGUAUCUGUUGCACAACUCAAUGUACAGCGAAGAAUGAGACCUGAGAUCUCGCAGCUUAUCAGGAGUGUGUAUCCAAAGCUCGAGGAUCAUGAGAGCGUCACAGCUCUACCUAAUGUUGUUGGAAUGCGACAUAACCUCUUCUGGCUGGACCAUCGAUGUGACGAGGACUCGAGAGAUGACGGCAGCCGUGUGAAGUCUCAUAGCAACCAGUGGGAGGUCGAUAUGGCUACCGCUCUGGUACGUCACCUUGUUCGGCAGGGGGAGUACAAAAGCACAGAUAUCGCCCUCCUCACCCCAUAUACUGGACAGCUACGGAAACUGAGAGCAUCUCUCAGCAAUGACUUCGAAAUUUGUCUCAGCGAGCGGGACUUGGAGACUUUGGCGGCGGAUGGGCUCGAGACAUUUGAAGAUGAGACCCGUAACCCUCUCGAAAAUGAGACUCCCCAGCCACAGGGUAAAAGGACAAUCGAAAAGAAGACAUUGCUCCAGACGCUCCGUCUUGCUACGGUUGACAAUUUCCAAGGUGAAGAGGCAAAGGUGAUUGUUGUCUCCCUUGUUCGCAGCAAUUCGAAGCGCCAAGUUGGCUUCCUACGCACCGAAAACCGCAUCAACGUGCUUCUCAGCCGAGCUCAGCAUGGCAUGUACUUGAUUGGAAAUGCUGAGACAUACCUCAAUGUCCCAAUGUGGGCUGAUGUUCACUCUCAGCUCGCCCGCACGAAUGCAGUCGGUACAGAGUUGGCACUAUGCUGCCCUCGCCACUCAGACACGCCUAUUCUCUGUUCCGAGCCGCAAGACUUUGAGAGAAAGAGCCCUGAAGGUGGAUGUAGCCUCCCAUGCGACCGUCGACUUGAGCCAUGCGGUCAUCAAUGCCAGGCAAAGUGCCAUUCAUCAGUCAUGCACGACGGCUUUGCAUGCGGCAAACCUUGCCCACGAAUUCGUUCAUCUUGUGAGCACAAGUGCCCCAAGCUCUGCGGUGAAGAUUGCGGUCUUUGCAUGACGAGGAUUAAUGACGUGGAGCUUCCCUGCGGUCAUAUCAAGAAUACUGUCAUGUGUCAUCAGAUGCACAACUUGAAAGCCAUCAAGUGUGACGUCAAGGUGGAAAAGACAGCUCCCAAGUGUGCUCAUAAAGUCCAGUGCAGUGACAAGGGAGAUGCUCGUGUUGACUUCCUCGAGAUGAAACCCUAUUCCAAGAUCAACCUCGACAAAAAUCCAAUCAUCGUACUUGGAUGCGGUCACUUCUUCACGAGUGAGUCGAUCGAUGGCAUGGUUGGUCUGGAUGAAGUAUACACGAGAGACAAAGAUGGCAAAUUCGGCGGCCUCCGAGAUAUCUCUGCUUCUCUUGCUAGUGCGGUCCCAUCAUGCCCGGACUGUAAGCUGCCCAUCCGCCAGUUCGUGACAAAGCGGUACAAUCGUGUCAUCAACCGUGCUGUUAUGGAUGAGACUUGCAAGCGGUUUCUUACCAAGGGUCGCGCCGACCUUGAAAAUCUUCAAUCGCGUCUGAAUAACAUUGAAGCUGAUUUCAAUCCCACCAAGUUCGCGCCAUCGACGUCAGAAAAGCUUAGAACAUCUUCCAAGUUCUCAACGCGAUAUGUUAACUGUGACCGCCUUGAGAAAGAAGCUUCAGCUUUCAGCAAAAUGAUGGAGGCCGAGCAUCAGCCGACGAAACGGCUCAUAGAUGCAAUUGCCAUCUACCAGUUGUCACCAAGGGAUGACAUAGUCUCUAUAUCAGCCCAGAUGAACGCGAUGAAGAUAGCCAAACGAGAGCCCGAUAAACAGAUUACCCUCAGCGCACGGUUAAUUGGAAUCAAGGCCCUGGAAAUCAAGUUUAGCGAUAUCUGCGGACUGAUCAGCUCAAGCGGGAUAUCUGCGAUUUCGGCACGGUUGAAAUUACCCCAGAAUUCCUUGACACUUUUCUUGAAAAAUUGUCGAGACUUGAUCGUUCAAGCCAAUGAAGGUAGCCUCACUCGCAUCGUUAUUGUGGCAACCCUCUCAUUUGCCAAAGUCGCCCAGAUGGACAGGUGGUAUCAUCGCACCCAUCCAGAAGAAACACCAAAUGACCCUCAUCUCAAAGAAGGAUACAAGGGCCUAGAAAAUCUCGAAAAUCGCGCUGAAACCACCCGCAAUCUCCUCGACGCUGCGUUGAAACUAUGCGACAGACUAGAGAAUUUCCCUGAACUCCAAGAGAAGGUGCAGGAAAUGGCUCGCCUCUACGAAGGACCGCGGUACGAGGAAGUGACUCUAAAAGAACUUCACUCGAUUAAAACGGCCAUGGUCAGCGGCCGACGAGGAAUCGCCACUCAUUCUGGGCAUUGGUACAACUGCGUCAACGGGCAUCCGUUUGCUAUUGGGGAAUGCGGUAUGCCGAUGGAGCAAGCUAGAUGUCCUGAAUGCGGAGCGCCUAUUGGUGGGCAAAACCACACGGCUGUUGAGGGUGUAUCACGAGCGAGAGAGAUGGAGUAG
Messenger RNA from Penicillium atrosanguineum, 5424 nucleotides. RefSeq names its product putative NF-X1 finger and helicase domain protein. Gene Ontology annotation, cellular component: nuclear RNA-directed RNA polymerase complex. Lineage: Eukaryota; Fungi; Ascomycota; Eurotiomycetes; Eurotiales; Aspergillaceae. The record is from RefSeq and is a predicted model, not a curated record. The coding region runs from base 1 to 5424 and encodes 1807 amino acids. Gene Ontology annotation, molecular function: helicase activity; metal ion binding. The transcript has 4 exons. Gene Ontology annotation, biological process: regulatory ncRNA-mediated heterochromatin formation.